Saccharomyces mikatae IFO 1815 is the source of this 1095-nucleotide messenger RNA. RefSeq names its product Tip41p (gene TIP41). Gene Ontology annotation, biological process: TOR signaling. Bases 1 to 1095 code for a protein of 364 amino acids. Gene Ontology annotation, cellular component: cytosol. The transcript has a single exon. Lineage: Eukaryota; Fungi; Ascomycota; Saccharomycetes; Saccharomycetales; Saccharomycetaceae. The record is from RefSeq and is a predicted model, not a curated record.
AUGCCCACAAGAAAAAAUACGCCACUCAGAUCAUCAGGGAUAAAUACUAUCCAAAUAAACGCCGCCAGGGAGAUGCAUGCUCAAACAGUACGCGCUCGAAGAAUGCCCAUCCCAACAACCGGCAUCACCACGCUUUCCGUACAAUCGACUGCAGCACCUACAUCUGGCGCCAUAGCAGUCCCGGCAAUGCCGCCUCGACAUAUUUGUAACAAUCCCAAUAACCCACCCUGCGUACACUGCGGGUCUGUUAUCAUUCCGUCUCCAAGAGCCACGUUGCCCUUGGAGGACAACCCCUCCAUCUCCAUUAACGAUUGGACCAUCUCUUCCAGGAAGAAGCCCAUUCUGAACUCACAGGAACUAGACAUCUGGGAAAACGAAAAACUUAAAGGACUGACCUUGCCAGAGAUGAUUUUUGGUAACAACUACAUCAGGAUCGAAAAUUCGAAGCAGAAUUGGUCCAUAGAAUUCAAUGCCCUGGAUGCUUUAAAGGAGGUUCAACUCCAAGAUUCAGGUAUCCGUGUUGCGUACUCAAAUGACUGGAUAAAUUCUAAAAGGAAACAGAACUCUACAAACUCCGCUCAACGGUUCACUAACGACGUGAGCGACGAUUCCUUAAAUAUCAUACACAAGUACGAUUGGACGUAUACCACACGGUAUAAGGGCACGGAGAACUCACCUGAAUCGAAGUUCCGACUCGACAACAACCAAACGCUGCCCCUCGACAAACUGGCCGUACACGAUAUGAUCCUAUUCUAUGAUGACAUGAUUCUUUUCGAGGACGAAUUGGCAGACAAUGGUAUAUCCAUACUCAACGUCAAAAUAAGAGUCAUGAACGAAAGACUGCUGCUGCUAAGCAGGUUCUUUUUAAGAGUGGAUGAUGUCUUGGUAAGAGUUUAUGACACAAGGCUUUACGUGGAGUUUGAUGAAAACAAAGUGAUCAGGGAAUUCAAGGAAUUCGAAGGUAAGUACCAAGAUGUGCUUGCUAAACACAGGCUGUCUCAAUCUCACGACCCCAAAGCUGCCCUGAGAGAUAGUAACUGGGUCGCACAGAACACGCCAAUGAUGAAAAGGGAGUGCGAAAUAAUUCAGUUUUAA